UCAACGUAACCACCACAACUCGUCAAGGGGGAUGCCUUUCAAAUAAGUUUACAAAGCUGAGGCAUUUACCCAAGUUCUACAACUUUCAACUCACUUAAUAACUCUUUGCUUACUUUUAAGUUGAUUUAAAGUCUUUAAAGAUAUCUUGAGGAUAAGUGGUGCUCGAUACUUUUUAGAGGAGAGAAGCGCGUAUUGAAACAUCCCAAAUUGGAUUAUGGUUUCUGUUUCUCGUCUUUCAGUUGAGAAAACCCGACUCGUGAUGGUUGUCCUGUCACUUAAGUUACUAAUUGUAGGAGUUGUAGUAAGUUUGACUUCAGCCGAUUUGGCUGGUGAAAUUAUUGAUACAAAAGACUUAUUGAAAAGUCGUUUGAAAGAGUAUGGCCUGAUUACCCCCAUCAGCACCGACGCAGAGGGACACUUCCUCUCGCAUCUCCUUUCAGCCAAUCACAAGCAGCGUGUGAAGCGGGAGGUUUUGGAAGAGUCAGCUCAAGAUUUAGAGAAGCUGUUCUUUAACAUCACUGUAUUUGGCCAGGAAUUCCACCUCAGACUACAUCCCAAUCACCGACUAGUGGCUCCAGGAGCCAUGGUGGAAUGGCACGAUGAGAUCAAACCUGGAAACGUGACUCAGAACGGAACCAACUCAGAGAGAAUACUUAGAAGGGAGUUGCUGAAAACAGACUGCACAUUUAUUGGGGACAUCACGGAUGUGCCUGGAGCCUCUAUCGCCAUUAACAACUGUGAUGGACUGGCUGGUAUGAUUCGGACCAAUUCUGAUGAGUACUUCAUUGAACCUCUGGAGCGAGGAACACAAGAACAUGAGGAGCGAGGAAGAGUACAUGUGGUGUACCGAAGGUCUGCAGUAUUGCAAGCUCCUUCAGACAUCUCCUUGGAUUACCAGCCGAAUGAGCCUGAACUAGAUCUGCCAAGAGUGCUGGACAAUGUUGCUAAACAAGUCAACCGGACAGGCAGGAGACGAAGACAUGCUAGUGAUGAUGACUACAACAUUGAGGUUCUGCUUGGAGUAGAUGAUUCUGUUGUCCGUUUCCAUGGGAAAGAGCAUGUGCAGAAUUAUCUCCUCACCCUCAUGAACAUUGUGAAUGAGAUCUACCAUGAUGAGUCAUUAGGUGUGCACAUUAAUGUUGUCCUUGUUAGGAUGAUCAUGCUGGGCUAUGCCAAGUCAAUCAGUCUUAUUGAGCGUGGGAACCCUUCGCGAAGCCUGGAGAACGUGUGCCGCUGGGCCUUCGUCCAACAAAAAGAGGAUCCAGAGCACUCAGAGCAUCACGACCAUGCCAUCUUUCUAACACGGCAAGGCUUCGGCCCCACUGGCAUGCAGGGAUAUGCCCCUGUCACCGGGAUGUGCCACUCCGUCCGCAGCUGCACCCUCAAUCAUGAAGACGGCUUCUCUUCUGCCUUUGUAGUAGCCCAUGAGACAGGACAUGUGCUGGGAAUGGAGCAUGACGGUCAGGGCAACCGCUGUGGUGAUGAGACAGCCAUGGGAAGUGUGAUGGCUCCUCUGGUGCAAGCAGCAUUCCACCGCUACCACUGGUCAAUGUGCAGUGGGCAAGAACUGAAAAGACACAUCCAUUCAUACGAUUGCCUCCUGGACGACCCCUUUAAACAUGACUGGCCCCAGCUUCCUGAACUUCCUGGCAUCAAUUACUCCAUGGAUGAGCAGUGUCGUUUCGAUUUUGGAGUUGGAUACAAAAUCUGUACUUCAUUUCGCACAUUUGAUCCAUGUAAACAGCUGUGGUGCAGUCAUCCAGAUAACCCUUACUUCUGCAAAACCAAAAAGGGGCCUCCAUUGGAUGGAACAGAAUGUGCACCUGGGAAGUGGUGCUACAAAGGUCACUGCAUGUGGAAAAAUGCCAACCAAGUGAAGCAAGAUGGAGCCUGGGGUGCUUGGAGCAAGUAUGGUUCCUGCUCUCGCUCCUGCGGGAAAGGUGUGCGUUUCAGAACCCGCCAGUGCAACAACCCAGUUCCAUCUAAUGGAGGCCAGGACUGCCCAGGGGUGAACUAUGAGUACCAGCUGUGUAACACAGAUGAUUGCCCUAAACACUUUGAGGACUUCAGAGCUCAGCAGUGUCAACUUCGCAACUCCCACUUUGAAUACCAGGAUGCCAAACACCACUGGCUUCCCUACGAGCACCCAGACGCCUACAAAAGAUGUCACCUAUAUUGCCAGUCAAAAGAAACAGGUGACGUAGCCUACAUGAAACAGUUGGUGCAUGAUGGGACAAGGUGCUCAUACAAAGACCCGUAUAGCAUCUGUGUGCGUGGAGAGUGUGUGAAAGUGGGCUGUGACAGGGAAAUUGGUUCCAGUAAGGUGGAGGAUAAGUGUGGUGUGUGUGGUGGUGACAACUCCCACUGCCGAACCGUGAAAGGAACCUUCACCCGAACACCCAAGAAAGCUGGUUACCUAAAGAUGUUUCUCAUCCCCCCUGGGGCUAGACAUGUGAUCAUCCAAGAACAUGAGGCUUCUCCUCAAAUUCUUGCUAUCAAGAACCAGGCAACAGGACAUUACAUUCUAAAUGGCAAAGGGGAUGAGGCAAGGUCUCGGCGCUUCAUUGAUAUGGGAGUGGAGUGGGACUACCUCAUAGAGGAUGAUUCCGAGACUCUCCACACUGAUGGUCCACUACAUGAUGCAAUUGUUGUUCUGAUCAUACCUAAGGACAACGAGACAAGGUCAACACUAAUGUACAAAUACAUCAUUCACGAAGACUCAGUGCCCAUAAACAACAACAAUGUCAUUCAGGAGGACGCGUAUGAGUGGGCACUAAAGAGCUGGUCCCAGUGUUCAAGACCUUGUGCUGGAGAAAUCAUGGGUUUGAUACAAUUGACCAUGAUUAGAUUCCAGUACACCAAAUAUGGGUGCCGUAAAAAAGGUGACAGCAAAAUGGUGCACAGAGGCUACUGUGACAUUAGCAAGAAACCGAAACCCAUUCGCAGAAUGUGUAACUUGCAGGACUGUACUCAACCACAAUGGAUCACAGAGGAGUGGGAGUACUGUACUAAAACCUGUGGGAGUUUGGGGUACCAGAUCCGCACCGUACGCUGUGUGCAGUUCCUUCAUGAAGGCACAAACCGCUCCAUUCAUAGCAAGUACUGCAGUGGAGAAAAGCCUGAAAUCAGGAGACCAUGCAACAGAGUGCCCUGUCCAGCCCAGUGGAGGACCGGGGCCUGGUCAGAGUGCUCAGUGACUUGUGGAGAGGGUGUUGCACAACGCCUGGUAACAUGUCGCAUUGGCGAUCAAUGCACUGGCGAGAAGCCAGAGUCUCACAGGCACUGCAAGCCAGGACCCUGCCAUGAUGAGCCAUGCGGAGGAGACAAGUCUAUCUUCUGUCAAAUGGAGGUUCUAGCUCGUUACUGUUCUAUACCAGGCUACAACAAGCUCUGUUGUGAAUCCUGCAGUAAGAGAAGUGGCACAUUUACUCCUCUUCUGCACGAAGCUGCUGAGAUGGAGGAGGAAGUUCGCUUCGGUUCAGCCUCACAAGUCCUGGAGACGCUUUCAACCUCAGUUAAUGGAACGAGGAAAGUUCCUUACCAGAACCAGCGGGGAUCCUCGUCACAAGGCCGACUUAGCAAGCAGACCCCCACACCCCCACCUUGUAAAGCCAAUUCUGAGAACAGCAAGACUCAAAAGUGCCUCAAACUUGGCUCUAGGAACCUGCCUGCAAUGUCGAUGCAUAGCCCAUGGAAUGAGAAAGCCGCUAAACGCACACCUUGGCAGUUAGAAGGUUUUCAGGAGAGUCAGUGGCCAACAGCAUUAUCCGAGGUAAAGAGAUGAAGUCCAAUUUGUCUUUUAUUUCCUCUAGACUAUCUCUGACUUUCUUGUUUUUGGUAGAUAUAAACCUUUAACAUUCAUCUUUCCCUUCAGAUCACACUCAAGAUAUUUAAAAGUAAGAGAGAGUAAAGUGCUGGUUCACUUUCAAAUGUUUUCAAUUCCCCCCAUCAGCGAUAAGUUUUUUUUUUUUUUUUAAACACACUUAUCGA
Xyrauchen texanus (razorback sucker) is the source of this 3990-nucleotide messenger RNA. It is a transcript of the gene adamts3, whose product is annotated as ADAM metallopeptidase with thrombospondin type 1 motif, 3. The record is from RefSeq and is a predicted model, not a curated record. Gene Ontology annotation, cellular component: extracellular matrix. The transcript has 23 exons. Bases 215 to 3784 code for a protein of 1189 amino acids. Gene Ontology annotation, biological process: proteolysis; extracellular matrix organization. Gene Ontology annotation, molecular function: metalloendopeptidase activity. NCBI's taxonomy places the organism in Eukaryota, Metazoa, Chordata, Actinopteri, Cypriniformes, Catostomidae.